Messenger RNA from Lepus europaeus (European hare), 1655 nucleotides. RefSeq names its product adenylate kinase 2 (gene AK2). NCBI's taxonomy places the organism in Eukaryota, Metazoa, Chordata, Mammalia, Lagomorpha, Leporidae. Gene Ontology annotation, cellular component: mitochondrion; cytoplasm. Gene Ontology annotation, biological process: ADP biosynthetic process. Gene Ontology annotation, molecular function: ATP binding; AMP kinase activity. The record is from RefSeq and is a predicted model, not a curated record. The transcript has 7 exons. Bases 77 to 775 code for a protein of 232 amino acids.
GUGCGUGGCGCGCUGGCCUGGCAGCUCUGGAGCUGUGAAGAGUGCGGGCUUGUGGCAGUGAGAGACUUCGGCAGACAUGGCUCCCAGCGUGCCAGCAGGCGAACCCGAGCACCCGAAAGGCAUCCGGGCCGUGCUGCUGGGGCCGCCCGGGGCUGGCAAAGGUACCCAGGCACCCAGAUUGGCUGAAAAUUUCUGUGUCUGCCAUUUAGCCACUGGGGACAUGCUGAGGGCCAUGGUAGCUUCUGGCUCAGAGCUGGGAAAAAAGCUAAAGGCAACUAUGGAUGCUGGGAAACUGGUGAGUGACGAAAUGGUCGUGGAGCUUAUUGAGAAGAACCUAGAGACCCCUUCGUGCAAGAAUGGUUUUCUUCUGGAUGGCUUCCCUCGCACUGUGAGGCAGGCAGAAAUGCUUGACAACCUCAUGGAGAAGCGGAAAGAGAAGCUUGAUUCUGUGAUUGAAUUCAGUAUCCCAGAUUCCCUGCUGAUCCGGAGAAUCACAGGAAGGCUGAUUCACCCCACAAGUGGACGUUCCUACCACGAGGAGUUCAAUCCCCCUAAGGAACCCAUGAAAGAUGACAUCACUGGAGAACCCUUGAUCCGUCGAUCAGAUGAUAACGAAAAAGCCUUGAAAAUCCGCCUGGAGGCCUACCACACCCAGACCACCCCGCUUGUGGAGUACUACAGGAAACGGGGAAUCCACGCUGCCGUCGAUGCGUCCCAGACCCCGGAUGUCGUGUUUGCGUGCAUCCUCGCAGCCUUCUCCAAAGCCACAUCAUAGUAACAGAAGGCCAGGCGAGACCGCACCACUGCUCAUCACCCCGCCACGUGAUCCCUGCUCUUAGGUGCUGGGCAGAGGGGAAGGGUGGUCGGGGAAGGAUGGAGAGGGCGGGCUGGUGAGGAGCUCGAGGAUUUGGAAGAGCAGCAGUGUUCUCGUAGUGAGGCAGCUUCUUUUACACACAGGUGGGCGUUUCAAAGGGGGAAGAUUAAUUAAAAAACACUGUGAUCAGAGAGAGGGAUUGGGUACAAAUAGAGAGGCAGUCGUAUUUUAAAGGAAUCGGGUUUUCAUUUACUUGAACUGGUGGUGAUAUUUUUUAAAACCCAUGCCCUGAGACCUCAGCUUUUAUCUCAGAACCUCAUGCGUUGCCAGGCCACGAAUACAGGAAACUGAACUGAGAUCUGUGUGUCCUGGAGCGUGGGACAGGAAGCAUUUGGGUACUGACCUUGGUUCCCCACACCAUCAGAUCAGAAAGUCAUCUCCAUGUCUGAGAGACCUGGGGGGGUCGUGCACACAGGUGGUAGCUCAGCAAAUCAAGUUUACUGGAGUCACGGGGAGGCUGGACUCGGUCCCUCCCUCUGACCUCCCGCUGAUCUUGCCAGUCCACCUGCCCUCCUGGCUGAGUUCUCAGCAGCCACCCGACACACGCCUCAAUGCUACACUCUUGCCUUAUUCAUCCGUGGUGUGUGAGGGUCCUUCUUGAAUCAACGAGCAAGUGUCCUACGCUGUAUCAUCCAAAGACUGUCCUUUCCACCCUCAGAUCCUGUGAAUGGGACCCCUCAACAGCACUAUGAUGAAUUGUCUUCAAUGAGGUGCCUUUCUUAACUGACCAAAUGCUGCCUUGUUUGACCCUUAAGUCAAUAAAGUAUAUAAAAAAUUUGUA